Ichthyophthirius multifiliis is the source of this 1069-nucleotide messenger RNA. RefSeq lists its product as hypothetical. The transcript has 4 exons. The record is from RefSeq and is a predicted model, not a curated record. Gene Ontology annotation, cellular component: multi-eIF complex; eukaryotic translation initiation factor 2 complex; eukaryotic translation initiation factor 2B complex. Gene Ontology annotation, molecular function: translation initiation factor activity; RNA binding; ribosome binding. NCBI's taxonomy places the organism in Eukaryota, Ciliophora, Oligohymenophorea, Hymenostomatida.
AUAAAUAAUUUAAAAAGCCAAAAUAAAAAAACAAAUCAUUAAAAAAAAGGUAGAAGUUGCAAAAGUUGAGGAAAACUGUUGUUAUGUAUAAUUAUUAGAAUAUAAUCGUAUUGAAGGUAUGAUUACACCAAACGAAAUGACAAAAUAAAUGUAAUAAAGCAUAUAAAAAGUACUUAAAAUCGGUAGAACCGAAGUAGUUUAAGUAUUACGUGUAGAUGAAGAAAAAGGAUAUAUUGAUUUGAGUAAAAAAAAAGUAAGAAAUAAUUAAGAUGCCGCUUGCUUAGAUAAUUAUUCUAAAGCAAAAACUGUAAAUUCAAUUUUAAUUACUAUUUGCGAAUCUGAUAAAUAAAUUACUAUAGAUGAACUUUAUACUAAAGUAGUUUGGCCUUUAAGUAAAAAAUAUAAGAGUGCAUAUGAGGCUUUUAGAGCAUCUCUUAAUGAUAAUUAAGUGAUUAAUUAAUUUGAUGUAUCAGAAGAUAUUAAAUAGAAACUUUUAAAGGAAAUUUAAAGAAGAUUGGCGCCUUAAACUUUAAGAAUUAAGGCCGAAGUUGAGCUUAGGUGUUAUGGAUAUGAAGGAGUUGAUGCUAUAAAAGCUGCUUUAUUAGCCGGAGAAUCUAAAUCGCGUAAUAAUUGUUAAGUCGGAUUUGAAAUUGUAGGAUCUCCAGUAUAUGCUGGUACUAUAAAUACUUAAGAUAAAAACUUAGGUUUAGAAGUUAUAAAAGAUGCCUUAAAAGCUGUAGAGGAAGUAAUUUUAAGUAAAAACGGUUAGUAUAAAUUAAGAGGAGAACCAAAAAUAUAUGGAGAUAAAGCUUAAGAUGAUUUAGAAUUAAUAGAAAAAGCUGAAGAAGAUGACGAUGAAGACGAAUAAAAAGAAGGAGAAGGAGACGAUGAUGAUGAAGAAUCUGAAGAAAUUGAAGGUAUGGGAGAUGCAGAUGACGACGAAGAAGAAUUUUAAUAAUAAUGAAUAAAUAUAUAUAUAAAUAAUUAUUUAAUUAUUAUUAUAAAAUAAAAUAAAUAUUAUUUUUAUUUAUUUUUUAUUUUUAUAUUAAUUAUAUUUUAAAAACUAUAA